UGGAGGCCGAGCCCGGAGGGGUGGAUGAACGGCGACAAGCUCGAAAGCGUUGGAGGAAGAUAACGAACGGGUGAGGGAGCUGCUCCGCCUUUGCUAUGAGGAGGGCAUUCUCCCUAGCAACAUAGAUCCAAGAGAAAUGACUGUACAAGGUCGGGGAGUCAGAUUUAAAGUUAGAGAGUUUAUCGAUAGAAUCAACGUGCAGUGGCUCAAGGAGCGAACCGUAACCAUCAUAUUCAGAGAAGCAGCCCGGUUCCUCGCUAGGAGUGUCAAGGAAGACCUUAUCAGAGCUUAUGAGGAUGAGCGACUCCAGACAGGACAAGUCAACGCUCUUUUGGCACAACUGCUCCAAGAACUGCCGCAAGCCGGGGGGCACCCGCUGAUGCAACAGCCGCUGUUUCCUCAACAAUCAGGCAUAUUUCGACCUCCUUUCAAUCUGGAUGCAACGGCGGGCUUUCGGCCAUAUCAACCAGUCCAGGGGCCUGGGUUUCAGCCCAUGGCUCUGGCCGGAGGAGGUGGAAGAAUUACUGACCAGUCAGUCAGUACGCAGCUCAAUCAGGGAGGACCAGGUGGCGCCAGUAGCAGACAUUUGAGAGGAGGUGAAGCCAGACAGGAUCCAGAAGCAUCGGGCGGAAGACUUCGGGGUGAUACUCCGGGGAAACAUCGCAGAGGCGAGAGUAGUGGUUCAGAUUUACUUCGAGAAGAAUCUAUAACCUCUACACCAAGAUCGGAGAACUCAGGUGAGGGAGAAACAAUCAUUGGCACUCCGGGCAUGAAGACCACAAGACGAAGAACUCCUACCUCCUUGGCCCGUGGGCAGCUUAACAUUGUGGAGCAAAAGAUUCUGCCCAUUAUGUGCACAGCGCUAAGAAGCAGCUUUUGGGUUAUUGCUUGGAACGGCACGGACGGAGUACCGGAGUUAUUCAGUACUCCCUCCCCAGAGCAACCGAUGCCUACGACUGUCACCCAGAUUGUCCAGAUGGCGGUCAGAGGCAAGUUUUUUGUACGACUCAUUCCAGACGAGCCAAUGGCGAGAUUCGUGCUCGACCUUCCGGACGGAAGGAAACUCAAAUUCUUCGCUCCUAUUCUGGAUGCUCGUAUCCUUGAGGUGCAACUGAUGCAGUUGGAACAGAAAGGUCUCAGACUACUGUCGAUGAUAUGGUUUGCAGAAGGCCGUAGACAGGAGCUAUGCAGGAUCAGGGUUCCGCCAUUUCGUUCGGCAAAAUUCUUAACGCAGCUUGACGGAAAACUGGCGAGAGACAAGAAGUUCAAUUCGAAGUUCCUUCGUGAAGUUCUCACGAAGCCGUGGGAGCCCGAGCCAGCGAACGCAAGUACGGUAGAAGUAGUGAAGGAGGAGUCUCAACCGUGUUCGGACCACAAGCCGGUUGUCUUACAAUUGCACACAUCUGAAGCUGCCCGUGGAAAAGGUUACUUCAGGUUCAAUGUGCAGAACUUGGAAGACUCAGGAUUGGUUGAAUGGAUGAAGACCUUUUGGCAAGAAUGGUCGCAGAUGAAACAGAGGUACCCCACGUCAGAAGAAUGGUGGCAGGUGGGUUCGGUGACGUUCUCGAACCACCUGAAUAUCUACUCACGAAUACUGGCAGCAGGCAGGAAGAACGAGGAGAGAGUACUGGAAAGGAAGAUAGCAGAUGCGGAGCGGAGAAUGAACGGCCAUCCGAUCUCCCAGGUACCUUGGGGACGAGAAAGAGUUAAGCUGAUUGCAGAAUGGGAUGCUCUGCAGCAAAGGAAGUCAGAGUACUGGGCGGAGCGGCUAAGAGUGAGAGGGAUUGCGGUAUAUGAUAGAAUGAAUAAGGAAUCCUUCCAAAGGUUGGUGUCAAGACAGGCAGCUCAACCAAUUGUUGAAUUAGCCCACCCCUUUGACCCACAGGCCCCACGGGCGAAGGAUUUAGCUAAUUUAAGUGAAUACGCCACCCUGUACUAUAAGGAUAUCCUUACGUCCAGAUUGCAAGAUAGGGAUGUUGAUGUAGAGCUCUAUCUAAGUUCUUCUCACUGGGAUAAUAGCUUGGAUAGACUGCCACAGUCCACUCGUCUCUUGUUAGACAAAACCAUAAGAGUAGAGGAAGCGCUUCAAACGCUGAAAUCUAUGGCACAUGGGAAAGUCCCUGGGGACGAUGGUAUGCCAGUAGAGCUAUAUCUAGCAAUCUGGGAGGAGAUAGGGGACAGCCUAGUGGAAAUUUACAAUUCAAUCCUGACAGGGGGAGGUCUCUCAAAGAACAUGCGCAACGGAGUCAUUUCGGUUCUUUACAAGAAAGGAGAUAAAGCAGAUGUAAGGAAUUAUCGGCCAAUAGCGCUGUUGAACGUGUCAUAUAAGCUCCUAGCCAAGACUCUUGUGCGGUGACUGAGUCUGAUUCUACCGACGCUAGUGAAGGAAGACCAAGCAGCUUUUGUCCGAGGCAGAUCUAUUUUCACCAAUAU
Molecule: messenger RNA, 2433 nt
Organism: Chara braunii
Lineage: Eukaryota; Viridiplantae; Streptophyta; Charophyceae; Charales; Characeae
Source: the annotation of a GenBank genome assembly